AUGCAAACCCUUGCUUCCCGGAAGCGGCGGCUGCCAUCUAUUCCAAUCCGUAGCAGCCGCCUGCUGCAGCAGCAACGCGAGCACCUGCAGCAGCAGCAGCAGCAACAACAACAGCAACAGCAAGUGCAGCAGCACCAGCUGCUGCAGCAGCAAAAAUGCAGCUACGUAGCAAAAGCUUGUGCUGUUGCGCUGCACGCAACUCAGGGACAGGAGCCUCCUGAAAGCAGCAGCAAAAUCGGUGGUGGCGGCGGCAGCAGCAGCAGCAGCAGCAACAGCUGCAGGAUGGGCACCAGCAGCAACAGCAAGGGCACAAGCAGCAAUAUGCCUCCUCGACUCGUUUACUCCUGCCAUUCUAGUCCAAGAAGCACCAGCACAGGUAGCAGCAGCAACAGCAGCAGCAGCAGCAGCAGAAACAGAGGCAGCAGCACAUCUGCACUGCGCCGCCUAGAUGCAGCAGCAGCGGCAGCACCAACAGCGACAGCAGCAGCAGCAGCUCGUCUGACACGCAGCAGCAGCAGCCUCACAGUACCGCCGCGCCUUCUCCGCAGCAGCAGCAGCGCCAGCAGCAAAACGAGCAGCAGCAGCACGACCACCAACAGCUUACAUUCCCUUCUGCCCAGAAAGCAGCAGCAGCAGCAGCAGCAACAGCAGCAGCAGCAUCAGCAGCAGCACUCACAGUGGUUUUCACAGAGAAGAGAAACACAGCUGCAGCGCGAGGCAGCAGGAGGGCCUUCUCAAUACCUCGCUCGUAGCAGCAGCAGCAGCGGCAGCAGCAGCAGCAGCAGCAGCGGCAGGGAGGGCACCUUUGACAGCCCUGCUCCUGCUGCUGUUACUGCUGCUGCUGCUGCUGUGCCGCCGUGUGUAGCAGCUGGUGACGUUGCAUCUGUGGCAGCAGCUGAUUCUCAAACAGAAAGAGCCGCAACAGCAGCAGCAGCAACAGCAACAGGAAUAACAGCAGCAGCAGCAGCAGCAGCAACUGCAGCAGCACCUCCCUUAGCGCCUGAGCAGCAGAAAGAUCUGUCGCAGCAGCACCGCAGUUCCGCUGGAAAUGAAGAAAGCAGCAGCAGCAGCAGCAGCAGCAGCAGCAGCGGCAACCGCAGCAGCGACAGUACCACCAGCAGUGACAACAGCAGCAGCAACAACAGCAGCAGCAACAGAACUGGCAGCAGCACCGAUAGCACAAGCAGCAGCAGCAGCAGCAGCAGCUGGCUUGAACAUCUGUGGGGUCGCCAGUGCCGAGGGUCCAGGCGCACAGUGUCGCUGCUAGCUGCUGCAGCAGCACAGCAGCAGCAGGAGCAGCAGCAGCAGUUGGAACAGCAGCAGCAGCAGCAGCAGCAGCGUCUGCCGCGACUCAGCGAGGACACAAUUGUGGCUGUUCCCUCAACGAAGCGGAGGAGCUCCGAGUUGUCCGACAUAUACGAGUCUUUUGCUGCCCAAGCAGCAGCAGCACAGGCAGCAGCAGCAGAAGCGGGAGAAGACACUGCAGGUCUCGCGUCUUUGCGUUGGCUAGAGCAGCAUCAGAAUGGCAGCAGCAGCAGCAGCAGCAGCAGCAGCAAGAGGGCCAGCGGCAGCGAGACGCAGCAGCAGCAACUGCAGCAGCUUGUCGCAGCAGCAGCAGCAGCAGCAGCAGCAGCGGCGCUCUUUCGCAGAAGCACCAUCCUUUGA
This is a messenger RNA of Eimeria tenella, 1665 nucleotides long. RefSeq lists its product as uncharacterized. Lineage: Eukaryota; Apicomplexa; Conoidasida; Eucoccidiorida; Eimeriidae. The transcript is spliced from 4 exons. The coding region runs from base 1 to 1665 and encodes 554 amino acids. The record is from RefSeq and is a predicted model, not a curated record.